GGUGCGGUGCGGGCGGGGCUGCGUGCGGGCCGAAGUGCAGCGCGGACGGGGGCUCUCCUGCCAGGAUGACACUGAAGAAAAUUCCAAUGAUGGCAGCCAGCCAUCCAAAAGACGGCGGAUGGGCUCAGGGGACAGUUCUCGGAGCUGUGAGACUUCUAGUCAGGACCUUGGAUACAGCUAUUUUCCUGCUGAAAACCUGAUAGAGUACAAGUGGCCACCAGAUGAAACAGGGGAGUACUAUAUGCUUCAGGAACAAGUUAGUGAAUAUUUGGGUGUGACUUCCUUUAAAAGAAAGUAUCCAGAUUUAGAACGACGAGAUUUGUCUCACAAGGAGAAACUCUACCUCAGAGAACUAAAUGUUAUCACAGAGACUCAGUGCACGUUAGGUCUAACAGCUUUGCGUAGUGAUGAAGUAAUUGAUCUUAUGAUUAAAGAAUACCCUGCCAAACAUGCUGAGUAUUCUGUUAUACUGCAAGAGAAAGAACGUCAGCGAAUAACAGAUCAUUAUAAAGAGUACUCUCAAAUGCAGCAGCAGAACACACAGAAAGUAGAAGCCAGUAAAGUUCCAGAAUAUAUUAAAAAAGCUGCCAAGAAGGCUGCAGAAUUCAACAGCAAUUUAAACCGAGAGCGAAUGGAAGAAAGAAGAGCCUAUUUUGAUUUACAGACACAUAUUAUCCAGGUGCCUCAAGGAAAAUACAAAAUCUUGCCUACAGAGAGAACAAAGGUUAGUCCUUAUCCAGUGGCUCUCAUACCCGGCCAGUUCCAGGAGUACUACAAAAGAUAUUCUCCAGAUGAACUUCGUUACUUACCAUUAAACACAGCUCUUUACGAACCCCCUUUGGAUCCAGAGCUGCCUGCAUUAGACAGUGAUGGGGAUUCAGAUGAUGCAGAGGAAGGGCGAGGUGACGAGAAACGGAAAACCAAAGGCAAUUCGGACAAUUCGUCUGGCAAUGUAUCUGAAGGUGAUUGCGCCACAGACAACCAGGAAGAUUCUUUUCAGGGAAGACAAAAAACGAGAGACAAAAGUGCUACUCCAAGAAAAGAUGGUUCCAAACGUUCUGUAUUAUCCAAAUCAGUUCCUGGGUACAAGCCAAAGGUCAUUCCAAAUGCUAUAUGUGGAAUUUGUCUGAAGGGUAAGGAGUCCAACAAGAAAGGAAAAGCUGAAGCUCUUAUACAUUGCUCCCAGUGUGACAACAGUGGCCACCCUUCUUGCCUUGAUAUGACCCCGGAGCUUGUUGCUAUGAUUAAGACUUACCCUUGGCAAUGUAUGGAGUGUAAAACAUGCAUUAUGUGUGGGCAGCCUCACCAUGAAGAAGAAAUGAUGUUCUGUGAUGUAUGUGACCGUGGUUAUCACACUUUUUGUGUGGGGCUUGACGCUAUUCCCUCAGGUCGCUGGAUUUGUGAUUGUUGUCAGAAAGACCCUCCCAUCCCCAGAAGAGGAGGAAGAAGGGGGAAAAACAGCAAGGAAGGCUAAACUCCCCUAAAAAACCUUGCUGUUUCAAAAUUUAACUGCACAAAUUGAAGUGAUACUUUGGUGCUAUUUAACCAACCACUUUUAAGAGGAACAAUACCACUGCGUUUUUCUUUUUAUCAAAUAAACUUUUAAUUUUGGCUAUAUAACCACUUUUUGUGAGAC
Molecule: messenger RNA, 1636 nt
Organism: Lagopus leucura (white-tailed ptarmigan)
Lineage: Eukaryota; Metazoa; Chordata; Aves; Galliformes; Phasianidae
Gene: PHF10
Product: PHD finger protein 10
Exons: 12
Coding region: 119-1474 (451 amino acids)
Cellular component (GO): npBAF complex
Source: RefSeq, a predicted model, not a curated record